AUGGCGACGGUUCAGUUCUUCAACAAAUUCCCCUGCAAAACCCGAAUCCAAACCUCAACAAACUCAAAAUCCAUCCCCAAACCACCGUCGAUGACCACCCUCACUCGCCGUCCCUUGUUUCCCCCCGGAGAAUCCACACUCCCUCGUGCCGAUUUCAGAGUCAGAGUCAUCGAUCCGGAGGAGACGAGUGAUGAGUUAGGAUCUGCUCUAUUGCUUGCGGAGGAAGCAAUCGAAUCCGUGGAAGAGACGGAAUCUCUCAAGAGAUCUCUGGUCGAUUCCUUGUACGGCACAGACCGAGGUUUGAGCGCAUCGAGCGAGACUCGAGCUGAGAUCGGAGAUCUAAUCACACAGCUCGAGUCCAAGAACCCUACCCCAGCUCCCACCGAAGCUCUCUUUCUCCUCAACGGCAAAUGGAUCCUCUCGUACACAUCGUUCAUUGGUUUGUUCCCGUUACUCUCACGAGGGAUCGUGCCGUUAGUUAAAGUCGAUGAGAUCUCACAGACUAUUGAUUCAGACAACUUCACGGUCGAGAACUCUGUUCUGUUCGCUGGUCCUUUAGCUACGACCUCGAUAAGCACCAACGCUAAAUUCGAGAUCCGAAGUCCUAAACGUGUCCAGAUUAAGUUCGAGGAAGGUGUGAUCGGGACUCCUCAGCUAACGGAUUCGAUUGAGAUCCCGGAGUAUGUUGAGUUUCUUGGUCAGAAGAUUGAUCUUGCUCCGGUCAGAGGGUUGCUUACUUCGGUACAAGACACGGCUUCUUCUGUGGCUAGAACCAUAUCGAGUCAGCCACCGUUGAAGUUCUCUUUGCCUGGGGAUAAUGCUCAGUCGUGGCUGCUUACGACUUAUUUGGAUAAGGAUAUUCGGAUCUCUAGAGGAGAUGGUGGAAGUGUGUUUGUGCUUAUUAAAGAAGGAAGCCCUCUCUUGAAUCCUUGA
This is a messenger RNA of Eruca vesicaria subsp. sativa (arugula), 933 nucleotides long. The record is from the annotation of a GenBank genome assembly. Lineage: Eukaryota; Viridiplantae; Streptophyta; Magnoliopsida; Brassicales; Brassicaceae.